AUGGAACUGGAGCUUUGUGAGCUCACAAUCAAAGGCUCACUCAACAUCACGUCCGACUCCUCGCACGCCUACCUGACGGUGUCGACCUUCUCGCAACUGAGCGUUUCCGGCGACCUCAGUCUUCUCGGUUCCUAUUCCCCUACUAGCACCCUCCUCUACUGGGACUCCAUCUUGGAAGUUGGAGGCGACCUGCACUUGGCGACUCGCUCAGACUUGAACCCGAGCGGCAUGGCGCAGCCCUCCACCGGCUCCGUGGUGGCCGCGUUCGUGGGCGGUCAGCUGAGCGUCGGCGGCGACCUGGCGAUCAAGUCGGGCGACGCGCUUGUCACCGCCACCGGCCCUGCCGGCUUGAUGGGCUUGACCCCUCUUUCUGGUGAGCUGUACGACGUCUUUCAAAUUCCCGACCUCGGCCUCGGCGAAGAACUCGCUGCCGCCCGCGGAUCCAUCGUCAUUGGUGGCUCGGUGGUGGUCAGCUCGGGAUCGAUCACCGGACUCCACGACGGUGAGCUCACCGCAGGCCUGGCCGCGUUCAACCUGGCCGGCGGCGAACUCACGGCAUCCAGCGUCAGCGUAUUUAUCGUCGCCAAAGACGUGCUUGUCAAGUCUGGCGAUGGAGGCAACGGCGCCUCGGACACUGCCAACGGCGGUACCCUUUUUAACCACUCCGAAGAAGAGGAAGAAAGAAGAAGAAAGAAGAAGAAAGAAGAAGAUCGCUACGUCCAUGGUGACAGCGCACAGGCGGUCUUCGCGGUGAUCAGUGGCGGAGAGGCCCUGAUCGGCGGUUCUCUGCACAUUCUUGCCGGCAGCGGCGGUAACGCCUCCUUGGCCGAUGCUGCCAGGGGAGGAACCGGCGGUGCGGGAACCGUCAGUGUGGCCGGUGAUCAGCUCGUCGCCAGCGGCUCCGGUGGCACCGGCGCCGCUGGCGGCUCCGCCAGCACCGCCUCCGCUGUGUUGAGUGGCACCUCCCUCACCGGGCCGACGAAAAGAGCCCAGCAAGCGACCCGCCAAUUUGGAGGCGUGAACCUGCGCGUCGGUGGCGACCUGUCCAUCCUCUCCGGCAACGCCGCUUCUUCGAUCGCUGAGGGCGCACCUGGCGGCAGCUGCGCCAUGGGCUCCUCUAUUGGGAUUGCCGGGGGCGGUCUGAUUGUGUGGGGCACGUGGGAGGCCGAAGUCGUGAUCGGCGGCGAUCUGCGCGUGACCGGCUGUAGUGGCGGCAACAGCGUGGGCGCCCAAGGCGGCCUUCCCACAUUGGUUGUGGGUAUCCUUGUUCUUAGCGAUGCGACGAUCGAUGUGUACGGUUCGGUUGAGUUGGUGGGCGGCAACGGCGGUUCCGUGGUCGGCGGCUCGCAGGACUCAGGCCCUGGGGGCAUGGCCUUCUUGAUCUGCUUUGAUUCUGCUCUCCUAGAUAUCGCUGGGUCGUUGACAAUCACGAGAGGCAAUGGCGGAGACGUCGUCAAUGGCACCGGAGGAACGGUGAGUGGCGAGACAUCGCUCUUUUCGGGCUUGUUGAUUGCGGGAUCUUCGCACCUCGUGGUGGGCGGUGGUAAGGGCGCCAUCACGGUGAACGGCGGCCGCGCAGGAAACGUCGAUGCAGCGGCCACCGAGGGCUCGUCAAGCUACGGCGGGUCGGGCGGCCUUAGUGGCACCUCCCUCACCGGGCCGACGAAAAGAGCCCAGCAAGCGACCCGCCAAUUUGGAGGCGUGAACCUGCGCGUCGGUGGCGACCUGUCCAUCCUCUCCGGCAACGCCGCUUCUUCGAUCGCUGAGGGCGCACCUGGAGGCAGCUGCGCCACGGAGGGAAUUGGGAUGGCCGGGGGCGGUCUGAUUGUGUGGGGCACGUGGGAGGCCGAAGUCGUGAUCGGCGGCGAUCUGCGCGUGACCGGCUGUAGUGGCGGCAACAGCGUGGGCGCCCAAGGCGGCCUUCCCACACUGGUUGUGGGUAUCCUUGUUCUUAGCGACGCGACGAUCGAUGUGUACGGUUCGGUUGAGUUGGUGGGCGGCAACGGCGGUUCCGUGGUCGGCGGCUCGCAGGACUCAGGCCCUGGGGGCAUGGCCUUCUUGAUCUGCUUUGAUUCUGCUCUCCUAGAUAUCGCUGGGUCGUUGACAAUCACGAGAGGCAAUGGCGGAGACGUCGUCAAUGGCACCGGAAGAACGGCCGGCGACGCCGGCCAGGGUCCCAAUGCCACCGUCACCGGCACCCGGGGCUCGGCCUCCGUUCUGCUGACCGACCUGUCGCGCUUCGACCAGUCGGGCCAUGUUUCGCUCAAGGACGGCGCAGGCCUGGUCAACGAGACCUCUGUGGCCAUCAACGUGUCGCGCUCCGAGUGGACCGUCUACCCGUGCCCCGACGCCGGCCUCGAGAUGUCGGGCGAGCGCAACAGCAGCGCGUUCGUGGUGGAGGCCUUUGGCACGUUCCGCGACUGCCGCGGCUCGGGGGCGAAGCAGCGCUACCCGGAGCCCUCGGUGGUCGGGUCGGCCGACGCGUCGUGCUCUCCGUGCACGUGCUCGGAGGCCUCCUUCAGCUCGUGCCCGGCCUCUUCCUCGGCCUCUGGGCUGCACCUCAACUCGCCACUGGUGUGGCUUCUCACACUCUUCUAA
Acanthamoeba castellanii str. Neff is the source of this 2598-nucleotide messenger RNA. RefSeq lists its product as uncharacterized. The coding region runs from base 1 to 2598 and encodes 865 amino acids. The record is from RefSeq and is a predicted model, not a curated record. NCBI's taxonomy places the organism in Eukaryota, Discosea, Longamoebia, Acanthamoebidae. The transcript has 18 exons.